AUGGACGUACAUCAGGUUACGAUUGUAGGACUUGUGCGAUCAGUGAAAGAGCAGACAACGAAUAUAACAUAUGAGCUGGAUGAUAUGUCAGGCCCUCCACUCGAAGUCAAGCAUUGGUUGGAUAACAGCGGCAACGCGGCAAGCGACCAGACAAAGCCGAUCGUCGAAUACACGUACGUGCGCGUGCACGGAAACAUCCGCAAUUUCCAAGGUAAAAAAACGGUGGUCGCCUUCCGGAUAACCGAGCUUGAUGACCUGAACGAGCUAACGUCACACAUUCUGGAGGUCUGCCACAACCACCUGCAUCAUUCGGUGCAUAAAGGAAAGCCAGGUUCGAUGGGUGAACCCGCAGCAGUAGGCCAGAUGAACACAGGUACAGGCUUCCAGGGAAAUGUGGACAGUGGCGGUUAUGCUGGUGCAAUGCCACAAAAUGGUCUGUCAAAUGUUCAGCAACAGGAUUUAUAG
This is a messenger RNA of Priapulus caudatus, 465 nucleotides long. Its product is annotated as replication protein A 32 kDa subunit-like. NCBI's taxonomy places the organism in Eukaryota, Metazoa, Priapulida, Priapulimorpha, Priapulimorphida, Priapulidae. Gene Ontology annotation, biological process: double-strand break repair via homologous recombination; nucleotide-excision repair; DNA replication. Bases 1 to 465 code for a protein of 154 amino acids. The record is from RefSeq and is a predicted model, not a curated record. The transcript is spliced from 5 exons. Gene Ontology annotation, cellular component: DNA replication factor A complex; site of double-strand break; chromosome, telomeric region.